CCGUCCACACACACCGAGCUGCGAGUCGGGAUGACAACACGGCCUCACGCACGUCCCCUCGGAUCCUCCGGGAGAGCCACCGCGCCGCGCGCACGUACGCUGAUGUAGGAUAACGCGUCGCCGUUUGGAGAGGAGGAGACGGGGGUGGCGCGUCUCAACCGGAGAUCCUAUUACACACAUCCAGACUGUUUCAUGGCAAGUUUUUUUCUUUUUUUGGAAGUGGGGGGAGGGCGACUCUGCAACUUUCUCAGCCCGAUGUGUGUGUGUGUUUUUUUCGUAGCCAGCCUAAAAUGCUUCUAACGAAUACUUUGCGUGGGUAUUUUUGAAUAGACGAGCCCCCCCUUCUACCGCAACCCCGUUGGUGAGGACAAUUUUCUUGGAGCUAUUCUAAAUUUCUGGAUAAUGAAGGAAUCCGUGAGGAUCCAGCGGGGAUCGGACGAGAGGCGCAGAAUGAAAAAGUUCGGGAGGACUGCGAGGAAACUCUGAAGCGCCCCCGCAGACCCCCCCCCCCUCUCUCUCCAGCAUGCCAAAUACAGAAAAGUAUUCGAAACCAAGCGAGCAAAGCUUCAUCUUCGGGCUCCUCGAGAAAUCGGGAUAAGCUCAGCACCAGAACCCGGGGCGAUCUCGUGUCCCCAGCCCACACUUCUCUCUCUUUCUCCUUCUUUUGUGGCCCGGUGGAGAGACCUUCUCCGCCGCUUCUCAAGAUGUCCUCCCAGGCUCGGCGGGGCCCCAUUGUUGGAGUGUGCGGGAUGCUGUGCGUCUGGGCAGCCUGGCUCUCGGGCUCCGCGGCGGCGUUGUCGCCGAACGGCACCGCGUUCGUGGACCACUGCAAGAAACACUCGACGUGCGAGGCGCUCAAGUACAACACAUGCCUCGGAUCGCCGUUACCGUACACGCACACCUCCCUGGCCCUGGCCGAGGACUCCGGCACCCAGGAGGAGGCUUUUGAGAAGUUGACCAUGUGGUCCGGUCUGCGGAACGCUCCCCGCUGUUGGUCCGUCAUCCAGCCUCUGCUCUGUGCCAUCUACAUGCCCAAAUGUGAGAACGGUCGGGUGGAGCUGCCCAGCCAGAGCCUGUGCUUGGCUACGCGUGGACCAUGUAGCAUCGUGGACCAGGAAAGGGGCUGGCCCGGCUUCCUCAAGUGUGACAAAUUCCCCCAGGGCUGUUCGAACGAGGUGCAGAAGCUGAAGUUCAACAUGUCGGGCCAGUGCGAGGCUCCCCUGGUGAAGACGGACAUCCAGUCCAGCUGGUACAAGGACGUGGAGGGCUGCGGCAUCCAGUGUGACAACCCGCUGUUCACCGAGGAGGAGCACAACGACAUGCACGCCUACAUCGCCUACUUUGGCACCAUUACCCUCCUGUGCACCUUCUUCACCCUGGCGACGUUUCUCGCCGACUGGAAGAACUCCAAUCGCUACCCGGCCGUCAUUCUCUUCUACAUCAACGCCUGUUUCUUCGUGGGCAGCAUAGGCUGGCUGGCCCAAUUCCUGGACGGAGCACGCGACGAGAUCGUGUGCAAGAGCGACAACACCAUGCGACUCGGGGAGCCGUCGUCUUCGGAGACGCUGUCGUGCGUCACCAUCUUCAUCAUCGUGUACUACUCCCUGAUGUCGGGCGUGAUCUGGUUCGUCAUGCUGACCUACGCCUGGCACACGUCCUUCAAAGCCCUGGGGACCACGCAACAGCCGCUGUCCGGCAGGACCUCCUACUUCCACAUGGUCACCUGGUCCAUUCCCUUUGUCCUGACCGUGGCCAUCCUGGCCAUCGCCGAGGUGGACGGAGACUCAGUCAGCGGGAUCUGUUUCGUCGGAUACAAGAACUACAGAUACCGUGCCGGGUUCGUGCUUGCCCCCAUCGGGGUGGUGCUUGUCGUCGGAGGCUACUUCCUCAUCCGGGGCGUCAUGACUUUGUUUUCCAUUAAGAGCAACCACCCCGGGCUGCUGAGUGAGAAAGCUGCCAGUAAAAUCAAAGAGACGAUGCUGAGACUUGGUAUUUUUGGAUUCCUCGCUUUCGGCUUUGUCUUCAUCACCUUCGGCUGCCACUUCUACGACUUCUUCAACCAGGCCGAAUGGGAGAGGAGCUUCAGAGAAUACGUGCUGUGCGAAGCCAACGUGACAAUCGCCUCUCAGACCAACAAGCCGAUCCCAGAAUGCACCAUUAAGAACCGGCCCAGCCUAAUGGUGGAAAAGAUCAACCUGUUCUCCAUGUUCGGGACCGGUAUUGCUAUGAGUACCUGGGUCUGGACCAAGGCCACUAUCCUCAUCUGGAGACGGACCUGGUGCAAGAUUAUUGGCCGCAGUGACAAUGAACCCAAGAGGAUCAAGAAGAGCAAGAUGAUUGCCAAGGCGUUUGCGUUGAGGAAGGAACUUCACAAGGACCCAGAGAAGGAGCUGUCUUUCAGCAUGCACACCGUGUCCCACGAAGGACCCGUGGCCGGAAUCAAUUUUGAGCUGAAUGAGCCAUCGAAUGACAUGUCGUCGGCCUGGGCGCAGCAUGUGACCAAGAUGGUGGCCAGGCGAGGUGCCAUCCUGCCUCAGGACAUCUCUGUUACCCCCACUGGUACCCCAGUGCCACCUCCAGACGAGAGGAACAGACUGUGGAUGGUGGAGGCGGAGAUCUCGCCAGAGAUGAUAAAGAGGAAAAAGAAGAAGAAGAAGAGGAAGAAGGACGUUCGUCCGUCGGAGGAAGCGGUGGAACACCAUGGCUAUGCUCAGCGCGAGUUCGGCCGCAGCUCGGUGCCUCGCCUGCCCAAAUUGCCGUGCCACCCCAGCCUGGUCGCAAACCUGCGGGAGCAUCAGAGGCAACAGCAGACGCUGGAGGAGGAGGAGGUCCUGCCAGGGUCCUACCCGGACACCCGACCCUCCCACUCCGUGUCCCGCGAGCAGAGGCGCCCCCAUCCCUCGUACCAGAGCGGCCGGCGCAGCUACGGCCACGGCCACCCUCCGGCCUACAGCGACCGCCCAGAAGAUCUGGGUCUCGGCCCGCGCUGCCUCCCCUCAGCCUCCACCUGGCAGCCCAGCGAACCUUCCAGCUACCCGGGGGAGACAGACCUCGCCGACGGGCUGUCAGAGAGGUUGGCCCACGUGGCUCGGGUGCCGGCUGGACGCAGGGCAGGCUAUGGACCCAUUCACUCUCGGACCAAUUUAAUGGAAGCGGAGCUUAUGGACGCCGACUCUGACUUCUAAGAGCACAGCUCAGGUUUAUUGCUUGGCGGUACGCAGACAGUAAGCUACAAAAAGUGCUGGAUACUUUCUAAAUUCUUACUUAAGAUUCCACCUACCGAGCAGUCCAGAUGGAACGAAGCCGGUCACUUUUUAAAAAUAUAUCUUUUUUUCUUUUUUGUGUUUGGAAAAAAUACAAAGGGAUAAAGUGGAAAAAUAUGUUGUGAAUAAGUUAAUGAAAUACUUUUUUUUUUUUUGGUCUACCAUUUGUGUCCAAUUAAAUUUCAAGGCAACUCUAUAAUGACAAGACAAAACGGCAGCUAAACUUUAUAUUGCUUGAAACAGAACCCCCCCCCCCAUGUAUUCAUUCGCUAGUAUCAGCUCAGCAGGACAUCCUCGAUACAACUUGUAAAAGUCAAUUAUUAUUGUUAAUCUUUGUACGACAGCUUGUGUCAUAAUUUUUUUACUGUGCCAGGGCUGUAAAACCGGACUCGGACAAAAGACCGUACAGGUUUUUUUUUUUAAACGCUACGGGCUACUUGCAAAUACUUUUGAACCCGGGUCUUCUUAUGUGUCAUAUUUAACUUUUUUUAAGAUCCCUUUUCUCUCUUCCCACCACUAUUUAGCUAUUUUUACUUUUUUAUGUGCUGUGAACUUGAGGUGUGAUUGCAUAUGCUCGGUUUUCUGGUGCAACGAACCAACAAUUGGCUUCUUUUUUUGUCCGGAUCAAAGACAUACUGUUAUGUGCAUAUCUUUUUCUUAAUGAGUUAUUUUUGUAUAUUUCAGAACAACUUUUCUUUCGCCUUGAAAGUGUUUUAUUUUUUUUACAGCAGUAUUUUUAUGUAUUUUAAAUUGUUGCAUAUUCAAUAUUAACUGGGCUUCAGUUUUUUUCUUUCAUUAAAUCAAGUUAAAAAUCUUUUGUUUGACGUAGUUUAGCAGCAGUGGGCUUAGAAGUCACUUUUUACAUGAAUGCUUCUAUUUUACAAUCACUCUUUCUAAGUGUAUGUGUGUUAUGUAUAUAAGUUGCUCAUAGAUUUCUCAAUAAGGGUAUUAUUUGUACAGAUUUAUACAUCAAGUCACUCGAUUACUCUGC
This is a messenger RNA of Gasterosteus aculeatus aculeatus (three-spined stickleback), 4254 nucleotides long. It is a transcript of the gene smo, whose product is annotated as smoothened, frizzled class receptor. NCBI's taxonomy places the organism in Eukaryota, Metazoa, Chordata, Actinopteri, Perciformes, Gasterosteidae. The record is from RefSeq and is a predicted model, not a curated record. Gene Ontology annotation, biological process: central nervous system development; smoothened signaling pathway; pattern specification process. Gene Ontology annotation, cellular component: dendrite; cilium; plasma membrane. Gene Ontology annotation, molecular function: patched binding; transmembrane signaling receptor activity.